Hypanus sabinus (Atlantic stingray) is the source of this 5445-nucleotide messenger RNA. RefSeq names its product cilia and flagella associated protein 43 (gene cfap43). Gene Ontology annotation, biological process: sperm axoneme assembly; cilium assembly. Gene Ontology annotation, molecular function: protein binding. The record is from RefSeq and is a predicted model, not a curated record. Lineage: Eukaryota; Metazoa; Chordata; Chondrichthyes; Myliobatiformes; Dasyatidae. Bases 418 to 5445 code for a protein of 1675 amino acids. The transcript has 38 exons. Gene Ontology annotation, cellular component: axoneme.
UGCUCGGUCUCGGAGUGAAGCUGGUGCUGUUGUUGUUUGGGGAAGCGAAGCAGAAGAGAGGAGAUGGAGGGCAUGUGAAUAAGAGAGAGGGCGACAGGGUGGAAAGGAGGCAGGAGUCUGGAUGAAGGGUGAGGAGGGUGACGAGUGCGGAGUACAGGUGAAAGGGGAAGAGGGAGUAGAGAAAUAAUAGCGAGUGGGUUUGAGGAGAGUGAGGGAAAGAGGAAAGGACGGAGUGGGAGAGAGAAGGGACGGAGAGUGAGGUGAGAGUAAGGGUUGUGAACUGAGAGGGAAGUGAGAAAGCUGAGGGUGGUGGUGGAUUCGGGCUGAGGCAGCUGUGAUCAUCCACUCGGGACCGUCUCCGUCCCUCACCUUCUGUUGUGGCCAGUCUAUGAACAACCUUGUCAAGUGUGAAAGCAGAUGAUGGAGAACCCAGAGGUCCUGUCGCUCAGAUGGGUGAAAGGUUACACGUCAGAGUGCGUGCUGUUUGUCAACAACAACACAAUAUGCUACCCCUGUGGAAACUUCAUUAUUUUCAUAAACGUGGAAACAAAGGAGGAGACGGUGCUGAAGUGUGAGACUGGGAGCAUCGGGGCCUUCACUACCAACAGCAACAGUGAGAUCGUAGCCUUUGCAGAGCAGAAGUUAAAGCCAUCCAUCUACUUGUACAGCUUCCCCGAACUGAUCAAGACUGCUGUCCUCGCUGAUGGAGCAGAGCUUGAGUACACACUGCUGGAUUUCUGCUAUUCGGGUUCCUACUUUGCCAGUUUCUCCUCAAUCCCUGACUUCCUUUUAACCAUCUGGAACUGGAGAACCGGCAGUCGUCUCUGCAGUGAGUCGGUGAUGCGGAUGAAGGCUGAUAUCCUGUGCUUUAAUCCCAUGAACCAGCUGCAGCUGUGCCUGGCCAGCAGCAACUGCCUGCUGCUGUGGAACAUUGAACGAUGCAAUGACCUUCACAUCUUAAAACAAGUAAAUAUAAAGCUUCCUGCAGAAGAUGGAUCAACGACAUUUUCUGAAGACUUCAGCAUCAGUCCAGACUGCAGUGCCUUAACUUAUUAUGGUCCUAAAAUGUUAAUAUCAACAGAGGCUGGACUUGUGGGAGAGAUGGCCAAGACAUUUGUGCCACAAGAACUCCAGAUGGCAGUGGUCCAACCCGUAUCUAUUUGCUGGACUCCAACCUCCAAUUUAUAUGUCGGCUGUGAAAAGGGGCAUCUUUUACAGGUGGACCCCGAAACGCAUAAAGCUGUUUUACUGGGAACUCCAUCCUUUGAACAGUCGUCCGAUGAUAGGAUGGAAAAGUUGGUGUCGACAAUCAAGCUGACCACAUAUUCUAAGUUGCAACCACACUCUGUGAAUACCUUAGCACUUAACACUAGGGGAUUGUUUACAGCAGGAAAGGAUGGAAAACUCUACUGUAUCAAAGUCAAAUCCCAAACUCUGGAGGUUGAAGAAUGCUGGUCUACGAAUACACCAAUCAGAAAUAUCACCUUUUCAGCGGACUACAAAUCCCUGCUCAUUGCUACAGAGGAGGGUUCAGCAUACCUUUAUAGCCCAUCUGAACAAACUGAUGUGAGCACAGUCCUGAAUGUAUACAAUGGAGACUUUGUAUCAGCAGCAUUUCUGGGGAGCGGAAUGGAAUACUGUGUGUCAGCACGGAAGUUGGGCACCAUGCAGGUGUGGUCACUCGUGGAUGGAAAUAACAUCAGCACCCUUGUCCUUUCAGAAAUGAUCAGUGCCAUGGCAUGUUGCCCAUCCUCAAGUCAUGUUGCUCUGGGCACUGAAACUGGUCACAUCUAUUAUGCAAACUUGGUUACAGUGGAGAGGCCUCAUGUUGUCUACCAAGUCCAUCUCCAUAGGAAGCCAAUACAGGUUCUGCAAUAUGACCAGGAGGGACAGAUCCUUGUGGCUGGAUGCACUGAUGGAUUGAUAUUUGUCAUGAAUGCUAAACCCUCCAAAUCAUUUAAAAUAUUUGGAUACACAGAAAUAAGCGGUGAGAUUCUGGGACUGUCCCUUGCAUUCAACAAGCUGAUGAAGAGCAUGGAAUGUCUGACACUAUCGUGUAAGUCGGGAGAGGACAGAGUUCAUGGAGGGACGCAGCUCACUGAGUUCCAUCUGCUUGGAGAGGCUACUGCAGCUUCCCCUACAUCUAUCAACAACCAUGGAAUGAUGACUGAUGCUGCUAUUGGGAAAUGGUACAGUCAGACAGAGGUGCCGUUGACGUCUGUGGUACAUGACUCUGAGCAGUAUGUGUACGGAUACUCCAGUGUGACCCGGAGCAUUCACAAAUACAAGAUUGUUAAGGGUGAGAAUGAGGGAACCUUUAGCCUGAAUCUUCAGGUCAAAGUUCCGGGCCAUGAGCUGGGGCCAGGAUUCCUCUACCUCUCUCCAGAUCAGCAACAUUUGGCUUCCGUGGCCAGAGAUGGAUUCAUUCAAUUACGAUAUGCUAAAAACAUGGAGAUAUACUUCACAACACAGUGUCACUCCUACUAUUCAGAAGGACUGAAGUCGAUUAUGUUUUCAUUGGAUCGUCAGACAGUUCUAACCACUGGCAUCCAUGAUGGCACCCUGAUUUGCUUUACAGCAAGCUUUGACAUGACAAAUGCAGUGCAGAUCAAGGCAGCGAUGGAAUACAGUAACUCCACAAUUACGUUGCUGAACCAGACCUCCAAAGUAGAGAACAAAGUCCUAAACCUGAUGGAACAGAAGCAGCAUCUGGACAUCAAAGAAGAUCAUCCUCACCCCACGUCCAAAAGCCCAACACUGGAUACGUCCUCCAACAUCUCCCACAGCUUUGCUGACGAUGGUGAAACAUCAGAUAGAUUGAAAACAGAAACGUGGCUGGAAAUGAAAGCAGCUGAAGCAACCAAGAAAGACAACAUCAACAAUGCAGAGGUCAAAGCUCAUCUCAGAGAAGGAAUCCAAAAACUUCGUCAAACAAUCCACCUGAUGAUGAUUGAAAAUGAGAGAGUACCUGAGAACGAGCGCUUGGAUCAGCACGAGUUUAACCUCAAUCUGAAGGAACAACAGCGUCUGCAUGCCGAGGGAGAGGAAAAAGUGGCCAAGGUCCGUGAGUCCAUUGAGAUGAAGAACCUGGCAAACCGGUACCUGUGUGAGGUGAUUAAGGAAGAAUGCUGGGACAAGAUGGCUGUGAAGGGCCGGACGCUGGAGGCUUUUUAUUCGGGAUUAUCUGUGAGGAAUUAUCCAAUGAGAGAGCGCAGCAAGGAGGAGCUAGAGCUCCUCAGACAGAUUGAAUGGCAGAGGACAAUCGAACUGAUGGAUAUGAAGGCUCGAAAAGAUAUUGUAGAGACACAGCUGAAGAAGGAGGAGAAGGAAGAAGAGGAAACAGAGGAAGAAGACUCAAAGGAGGAGGAGAGCGUGGCGCUGAAAGGCAGUCUGACAUCCCAGUACGGAGUGGUGAACCCAUACCUAUACAAGCAGGUAGAUCUGCACACAAGGGAUGAGAAGAUUAAUCAGAUCAUCUUCUUGCAGGAUGUGAUUUACAACAUCAAGACUCAGUUCAACAAGGAGUUUGACGCAACCUACAAGCAAAAAGAGACCGAGAUCUCCCGAGUGAACGAUAGGAACAUCCGUAUCAGGGAGAUAAUGAUGCAGCUAGAUAUGAACGAGGCCAUCUGGGUGCCUGCAAUGAGCAAUGAUGAGAAGCCAGAGCGAGAUUUUGUGGUACAGGACUCAGAGAUCACCGCUGAAAGGUACCUCACAGCAGAACAGAAGCUGAAGCUUGAAGAGGAGAUCAGGGCAGAGCAGCUGGGAUUAAUGGCUGCAAAGGCUAGCGACUGGCGUGAGCGAGCUCUGAACGAUAUGAUGGGGGGAGUCCUUGAGGCAAAGAAAUCGGACAUUCUGAAACUGGAAAUUCCUCUCCCAUACUUCAUAAACUUGCCAGAAUAUGAAUGGAAUGAAGAACAAAUCAAGCAGGCCAAAGAAUACAACAUCAAGGAGCGGGCUCUGAGAGAGGAGAAAGACAAGUACAGGAAGACUCUGGAAUCUGAACUAAGGAAACUGCAGGCUUCCAUCACAGAAACAACAAAUGCCUUUGAUGACCUUAUUAAUAAACUGUUUGAAAAGAAAGUGAGAACAGAAAUGAUCAUCUACCAGGAGGAGCUGAAGAUCUGCAAUCUGGUCUUCUCGCUGCAAAUCGAGGAGGAGAUACAGAACCGCAAUGCUCAACUACAGUACCUGCUGGCGGAACAGAAGGACUCUAUGGGAGUGAAGUCAAGGCUUGUGCAGGAGACCAGGAUGAUGGUGGAGACAUUCCGAGAGGCCUAUGAUGAUCUGGUGGCUGAGGACAGGCUCCUGGAUCGUGGAUUCAGGAAGGAGUUUUUUGAUGUCAAUGCUACAAUGGUCGACCAGCUCUACAAACUGUACAAGCGCAGACCCAAGGUGCAGAUGAAGAGAACCCAGGUGGCGACAGCCAACCCUUUUGGUGACCAGUCUGAGUCUUCCAGUGAAGGGUAUGCCCAUCUACUGGCUGCCAUGGAUGAUUUGGAUUCAACUCGCUUCAAGCCUGAACACCUGGACCCGUUGGUAUGGAAGCGAUUCUGUGAUGUCAGACGGAUGAAGGUGGAGAGCGAACAGCAGGUGAAGCUGAAGGCAGUGACCCUGGCCGAGAUGCAGAGCUUCCUGCAGAGGAGGAUUGACGAUGAUGAGCACUGCAACCAGACGAUCGGCAGUUAUACACAAGACAUCAAGAAUCUGCGUCAGAUCAAGUCACAGUUCCAGCUGAAUCUGAUGAUACAACUGGUAUUGAAGCAAGGACAGGUGGAGGUGCUAGGUGAUGACUCCAUCUUGGACUACUCAAGCUCCCUCCUCCUGAACAAGAGCGUUGUGGAGGACCUGAACAACACUAUUCAGCUGCUAGGAGAAAAGAAAGUGGCGAUUAUGGUGGAAUGCAAGGACUUCAAGAAAGGAAUUGCCCAGCUGGAGUGGGAGUACAAGAAAAUGCUGAUGCAGGUGGAUGAUUUGCACAACAAGAUCCGCAACAUCCUCAAGUUCAGGAUCACCAAACAGGCACAAAUGUAUCUGAGAGAGGAUAAUUAUGAGACUCAAGUAAAUCAACACGUAAUGAUAAUGGAACGAUCAGCGGAAGGACAGGAGAAGUUUCAUGGCAAAGUUAUUCUCCAGAAAGACGAAGGCAUCAGAAAACUGAAGAAGCAAAUUUCACAGCUAAAGCAGGAUAUGAAGGUGAUGGAUCAGCUGUUGAAAGAACAGCAAAUUUCUGUCAGCGAGAGGCAACAUGUCCAGGAAAUGACCACUAUGGUCAAACCUGAAGAUGCCCUUGGUCAUUUCAAGAAACUGAUGCAGCACAGGAGGCUGAUAGAACUGACCAGGGCCCAAGCUGAAGACAUUACUGUCCUGAGGAACGAGCUAGAGAAACAACGCAUGAGAACCUUCCCAGUGCUGACAGAGAAACAAGAACAAAUCUACAAUUAA